AUGGCGCCCGAGAUCGAUCCCGCUCCCCGUUUCGGUCCAGAUCCCCUCGGGGUGAGAAACGUCGUCGAGACGACGAUGAAGACCACAGCCAUCGACGUGACCCUAGACGAUUCAAGGUCCAUUAUGAGGAACAGCGACAAAGCCGUCAUGCUUAUCAGGGAGAACGGGAAUAUGGCCACAAUCGGGGAUACUAUGAUCGAGAUGGAGAUCCGUCAGCGAGGGACAGACACAGCCGAUCGGGUCAAGAGUCCUCUACCCACCACUCAGAUCGGCUGCCCCGCGAUCGAAGCCGCUCACCCGCACGGAGGAGCAGAGGAAACGAUUAUUCGCACCACGAUUAUCGACGGGAUGAGCGACGGGCUACCUUCCGCGAAGCACCAGCUGCGACUGCCAAUGGAACCGCGUCAAGUGGAAGGUCGGGACAGAAUCGGCAUCCAGGGCGUGGUGGUGCGAAAGGCAUACCUGACAGAGGCCAUGCUUCUUCAAUUAACACAGCUACUCCCAACUCCACUCCAAGCGCGAGACCUGGUCGGGCGAAAACCCACGGGUGAUACCCUCUCGAAUGGCGACAGCGUGUCCACUGGUCCUUCAGCGUUAACUGUGGGUUCCGAGGACCAGGAACUAACGACAGACCUAAGUCCCGUCGACGAAGCCACUUUGAUUGAAGAGCGUCGAAAACGCAGGGAGGCCAUUAAAGCGAAAUACAAGAAUCAAUCAGCGAAGCCCUUACUAGUCCAGGCUCUUGAGCAUAGCGGCGAAGUCACCACCCCUGAAGCCUACGAUCCGACGAGAUCAGUCACCGUGUCGGAGAGCGUGACUCCCCUCCUUUCCCCGAAUUCCCCCCAAGCCGUCGAUUCUCCUGGCUCUCAAGCCGAUUCGUUCGAUGAAGGCAACGCCCCAAAGCUGGAGCGCGCCGAGCCUCGUCUCGCCAUACCCGGGGUCUCUGCAGCUGAUUAUGAUCCCACAGCAGACCAAAAGGCAGACCUGGCUCGCGAUGAACAUCAGCAUCAUGUCCACGAUGAAAGUCGAACGGCGAAGUCUGUAGCAGAGCUACCCCCGGUCGAAGAUCCAGCCACGGCUUCCAUCUCGUCUCCGACUGGCCCCAAAGUACCCGAUAUGUUUUCCGAAAGUUUUGAGGAUGACAUCCAGGUUGAAGACUCGAAUAAGCCCAUUGUUCGUCAGGACCUGGACGCUGGGUUGGCCCGAGAGCAGGAUGACUCGGAGGGUUUCUUUAGGCCCAUAAUCCACGAGAUCGUUAACGAACGAUAUCAGAUCAUUGAGAAUCUGGGCAGCGGCGUAUUUGCAAACGUGGUUCGAGCCAAAGACAUCCCCACUAGCAAAAUCGUGGUCCUCAAGAUCAUCCGCAACAACGACGAGAUCAAGAAAGGCGGACUCAAGGAGAUUUCGGUUGUGAAGACGCUAAAUGAGGCGGAUCCCGAGGAUCGAAAGCAUAUCCUUCGGUUCGUCGAUUCAUUCGAGCAUAAGUAUCAUCUGUGGCUGGUCUACGAGAACAUGGACAUGGACUUCAGGCAAUUGCUCAAGAAAAUUGGCAAUAACUCCGGCCUUCACAUCACCGGAGUACGUCAGUUUGCGAGACAGGUCUUCCUCGCACUCUCUCACCUCAAGAAGUGCAACAUCAUCCAUGCCGAUAUCAAACCAGACAAUAUCCUAGUGGAUCACGCGCAUAAGAAUAUCAAACUUGCGGACUUUGGCACGUCGAUGGAAAAGGAGGAAGCCGAGAUUACCAGCUACCUCGCAAGUCGAUAUUAUCGCGCACCCGAAGUCGUCCUUGGCCUCCCCUUUGACUUCGCCAUCGACAUGUGGGCGGCGGGCUGUACACUCUUUGAGUUGUAUACAGGAAAGAUCCUGUUCGAUGGCAGGACCAACAACAACCAGCUACUCAAGUUCAUGGAGUGUCGCGGGAAGUUUCCGAAGUGGAUGGUUCGCGACGGUCGCUUCGGGAAUGACCAUUUCGAACAUGAUCACAUCACAUUCAUCGCUCUGCAGCAAGACCGGACCACUCAGCAGUACUAUGAGAAGCGUAUGGCCAUCAGCAAGCCGGAAAUCGACUUGGCGACUCGAGUGAAGAUGGCGGUCCCUAUUCCGCCCGGUGAGGACGCGCGGUUGCACCGUAAUUUCAUGGAUUUGUUGGACCAGUGCCUCAAGCUCGACCCGACGCAGCGUAUCAACCCUCAUGAUGCUUUAAAGCAUCCCUUUUUCAUGAGGCAUGGCUGA
Eremomyces bilateralis CBS 781.70 is the source of this 2235-nucleotide messenger RNA. Its product is annotated as kinase-like protein. Bases 1 to 2235 code for a protein of 744 amino acids. Gene Ontology annotation, molecular function: ATP binding; protein serine/threonine kinase activity. The record is from RefSeq and is a predicted model, not a curated record. Lineage: Eukaryota; Fungi; Ascomycota; Dothideomycetes; Eremomycetales; Eremomycetaceae. The transcript is spliced from 3 exons. Gene Ontology annotation, biological process: peptidyl-threonine phosphorylation; peptidyl-serine phosphorylation.